Purpureocillium lilacinum is the source of this 2109-nucleotide messenger RNA. RefSeq lists its product as uncharacterized. Gene Ontology annotation, cellular component: cytoplasm. The record is from RefSeq and is a predicted model, not a curated record. Gene Ontology annotation, molecular function: Hsp90 protein binding. NCBI's taxonomy places the organism in Eukaryota, Fungi, Ascomycota, Sordariomycetes, Hypocreales, Ophiocordycipitaceae.
AUGGCGGCGUCAGUGGACGAGACGUCGCAGAGCGCGGGCCCGCCGGCGUCCGUCGAAGACCAGACGCUGCUCGUCUUUGCGCGCCUUAUGGAAGGCGGCCAGGAGGACGAGGAGACGUGCAGGGAGCUCGACCAACUUACCAAGCUGCUCAACGACGACGCCAUCGCACAGCAAAAGGACAAGAGUCACAAGUCCAUAUGCAGCGUCAUCGACGGCGACUGCGUCGACACCGUGCUCUGUUAUCUUGACAUGAGGCAGCCGGACAUUGUGCGCGGUCACGCCACCUUAACCACGUCGGCAUAUCUCAAGGCUGCUGGCGACGACGGCUCCAAGAAGCUUUCGGCCUUUUUCUUUGACCGCAUCAAACGGGGCACAUACGACGACUACAUUGUGGCUUUCUGCGUCGCCUCAGCUUCCUUUCCCAUAGUCCCCGAUCUCACAGCUCAGCUGUUUCUAAGCGAGGGAUUCCUCAGCUCCCUUGGUCCGCUCAUGCGGCGCGAGUGGAAGAGCCGCAAGGUCGAGACGGCGUGUUUGGAGAUGCUCAACGCCGCUUGCAUGAACCCUCUCUGCCGCGAGGCCGUCGAAAAGUACUGUGUUGAGUGGCUGGAGGAGGUGGUCGACCAAGACCCGACGGGGGCAACCAAGGCCUCCAAGGGCGAACCAAAGGUCCAAGGUGAAGGUGGCUCCAUAUCGAUGCGGAGACACUCGGAGCAGGUACAGCAUUUGGCUGCAGUUAUCCUCGCCAAGCUGCGAGCAGUGCCGUCCAAGGCGGCCAAUGACCCCAACAAGCCACGCAUAGAGCCUGCAGUCACAAGCAUCGAGGACCUGGCCUGCUUGUUCACUAAGAUGAUCCUGCGGGAUGAGGACCACGGCAGACAGCACUCCAUCGAGGGACUCGCGUACGCCUCUCUCCAACCCAAGGUAAAGGAGCACAUCAUCGGAGACCAGCCUCUUCUCAAGAAGCUCGUAAAGACUCUGACGGAGGCACCGCCUCGUUCGCCGACGACGUACGGGGCUCUGAGCAUCUUUGUCAACCUGACGCGCUACCGUCCGGCACUCUCAGAGGAGGAGAAGAAAAUGAGCCAACUGAAGGCCUACGCCAACGCGGCGGGCAAGUUGGCUGGACCAGACCCCCUGGAUGAUGAGGAGCACGUGGGAAAGCGAUGUCAAGCAGUGUUCGACGUCGGACUCGUGCCUGUCCUGGUCACUCACAGCAAGAAUGGCUCGCCGGCCUCGAUGGGGCUCAUCGUGUCCAUCAUCCAUUCCAUGGCGGUAACGAGAACUUUACGGGGUCCCCUGGCUCAGCAGGGCGCGGUGAAGCUGCUCCUGGUUGCAUGGGUCACCAUACGAGACACCGAGGACGCCGCCCGUCGCAUGGCCGCGCAGGCUUUGGCGCGGAUCCUCAUCAGCACCAAUCCUGCUUUGGUUUUCGGCGGUAAUCGAUCGAAUCCCAUCAAUGCCGCGAUCCGGCCGCUGGUGUCCAUCGUUCCUCCGGACCCUGCCGCAGAAACCAGAGACCUGCUGCCCACGUUUGAAGCGCUCAUGGCAUUGACGAACCUUGCGUCUUUGGAGGAUGAUGACACGCGCCGCACAAUUAUUCGGACGGCAUGGUCUCAUGUCGAAGAGCAACUUUUGGCAUCAAACCAUCUCGUGUCCAAAGCAGCCGUCGAGCUGGUUUGCAACCUGGUGCAAGACCCUGAAGGCGCCGCCAUGUAUGCCGACGAUAGCGCCAAAGCUCGGAACCGCCUGCAUGUCCUGUUGGCUCUCGCGGACGCCGACGAUGACGGCACCCGUAGCGCAGCUGGGGGAGCGCUGGCGUCUCUGACAGGCUAUGAGACCGUCGUCCGUGGCAUCGUGCAUCGGGAGCGCGGCAUCAAGGUGAUCCUCACCAUGUGCAACGACCAAGACGAGGGGCUGCGGCACCGCGGGAUCGUCACCAUUCACAACAUGGCCCUGGCACCCGACGAAACGGGCAAGUUGGCCCGGGCGAAGAUCAGGGAGGAGGGCGGCGUGGAGGCGCUCAAGGAGUGCCUCAAGCAGAGCAGGCGACCGGAAGUGGUACAAGCGACCGUGGAGGCUUUGAAGGCCGUGCUGGAGCACGAGGCCUAA